AUGGCGAAUUUCCGUGGAUCGCAAGUGAGUCUCUCAGAGUACAACAGGGUAGUUGAGCUUAACCUCCUCCUCAAAUCCCAGCUUGAAGCCCUGGCUGAUCACGCCCCCGUGAGUCUACUCGACAGACUUGGACUCGCUGAUUUUCGAAAACGUCUUUCCGGUGGCUUCUUCGCCUCCUCAAACGCCUCGGGCACGUCAUGUGACUCGAAUCCCCACAGCGGAUCUCAAAGCGCCUCCGAGGCGGAGGACGAUCGGGAGCCAGCCGGCGACGCUGUUUCGCACUGUUGUCCGGACAACUGUGACCCUGCCUCCGCUGCUGCAGAUACGGAAUGCUCCAAAAACAGUGCUCAUCGUCACCACCGUUACCCCAUGACUUCUAGUGAACGAGAGGACCUCCGGAAUGACAAUACCAUGUAG
Messenger RNA from Dibothriocephalus latus, 417 nucleotides. NCBI's taxonomy places the organism in Eukaryota, Metazoa, Platyhelminthes, Cestoda, Diphyllobothriidea, Diphyllobothriidae. The record is from the annotation of a GenBank genome assembly.